Molecule: messenger RNA, 1878 nt
Organism: Geosmithia morbida
Lineage: Eukaryota; Fungi; Ascomycota; Sordariomycetes; Hypocreales; Bionectriaceae
Product: CFEM domain
Exons: 3
Coding region: 1-1878 (625 amino acids)
Source: RefSeq, a predicted model, not a curated record
AUGAAGAACUCCUUCGCCCUCUUGGCGGUGGCCACCGCUGUUGCCCCCGCUGCUGCUACUUACGGUAGCUUCGGCUCCAGCUUCUACAACGCUGAGUCGUUCUCCAUCCCCAGCAACUCCGACAACAAGUGCGAUAGCAAGUGGAAGAGCGGUUUCGACUGGUCGGACCUCUCCACCGGUUCUUUCUCCAGCUACGGUGGCUUCGAUUUCAGCGGCUGGUCCUGCGGCUCCGCUAGCUCCGGUCUCUCCGGAAAGUUUUCCCGUACCUCCAGCAAGUUCAUCAGCGGAGAGUGCGGCAGCGACAUCUCGACUGCCCCCUCUUUCGGCUGCAGCUCUGACAGCGAGGUCGACAAGUUCACCGUGAAGGAGUUCCAGGUCAACGUCGAGUUCGACUGCCGUCUCGAGUUCCACUACUCCAUGCCCGACGGCUCCACCUGCAAGCAAUCCUCCGACUGCUUCAAGGACUCGACCAACACCAUCUCCAACUCCCAGUGCGGCGGUGCCAAGAAGGUCCACGUCGUCUACCCUUCUCAGCCCGAUAAGCCCAAGGACAAGUGCAACGUCGAGAUCCCCAAGAUCGACUUUGACUGUGACGACAACACCCCCUCCACCACCGCAUCUGUCUUCGUCCCUACCCCCACCACCUUCCCCGGUGUCCCUGCCACAUCUCCCGAUGUUCCUGCCACAUCUCCCGAGGUCCCUGCUACCUCUCCCGAUGUUCCUGCCACCUCUCCUGAGGUCCCUGCUACCUCUCCCGAUGUUCCUGCCACCUCUCCUGAGGUCCCUGCUACCUCUCCUGAGGUCCCUGCCACCACCCCCGGCGUCCCUGCCACCACCGCUCCCGGCACCAGCGCCCCCGGCACCACUCCCGGCGGCUCCCGCCCCUCUGUUUCUCUGCCCAACAACUCCCCCGGUGUUCCCACCCCUGGUGUCCCCACCCCUGGUGUUCCCGGCACCACCACCGGCGAGACUCAGCCUGCAACCACUCCUCAGACUACUACCAUCACCUCGUGCGCCCCCGACGUCACCAACUGCCCUGCCAGCAGCGGUACCCCCGUCGUUGUGACCGAGACCAUCCCCGUCAGCACCACCGUCUGCCCCGUCACCGAGGUCAUCACUCCCUCUGCCACCGCCACCGCUGGCUCCGGCUCCCCCGGCUCCGGCUCUGGUACCCCCAGCUCUGGCUCGCCCAGCUCUCCCGAUGAGGAGCUCCCCUGCCCCUCUGUCGUCCCCAAGUGCCUGAACACCUGGCUCCAGGUUGUCAAGGACUGCAAGGACAACUCUGACGCCGCCUGCUACUGCCCUAACUCGGACUUUGUCGAGAAGACCUACACUUGCCUGUACGCCCACGGCGAGUCCGACGACGUCAUCUCCGAGGCCGUCCAGUUCUUCCAGGGUGUCUGCGCCCCUUACGUUGAGGAGAACCCUGCCAUUGUCACUGGCAUUGAGACCGUCACCAGCGUCCUGACCGUCACCGGCACCCCCGUCAUCUCGUCCGUGCCCUACACCACCGUCGUCCUCGAGACCACGGUGACCGAGCCUGCCGUCACCGAGGGUUCCACCAUUGUUGGCAGCACCACCACCCGCGUCAUCUCAACCGAGGUGACCGUCCCCCAGGUCUCCAUCCCCAACCCCACCCAGGCCCAGGGCACUGCCAUCCCUGUUAUCGGCUCCUCGACCGCCCCCAACGGCGUCGUCGUCCCUGUCACCUCGGCAGCCUACUUCACCCCCAACGGCCCUGCCGCCACCUCCAUCGGCACCAUCGGUCUGCCCGCCGCCACGAACAGCAACCUCCCCGUCCCUACGGCCGGUGCUGCCCAGGUCCGCGCCGGUAUGGGUCUCGGUGCCGUCGUCAUGAUCGCCAUGGCUGCUCUCUAA